GCCUAGUUCCUGUUCCCAGGGCCGCGGGAAACAGCCGCCCUCCCUCCACCCUUCUUCCCUCCUCUCUCUCUGGCUUCCAACAACAGAGCCUGGCGCGAGCCUGGUGGAGACAUGGCAGCAUGAGUCAGCCCUAUGAACUGUCCAUCAAAGAUGCUCAGGCCUGCUGCUCUGACCCAACAUUGACCUCUGCCCCCAAUGACCCUGUCUCCUCCUGCUCAAAGCACCAUAACCGCAAUUCAAGACUAGACCCUCUACGUGCCAUGCAGCUGUCCACCGCCCCUACCCUGAAAUCUACAUCCACCUAUGGGUUCAUCAAGGACCUAUCCUCCUCCUACAGCCCUCUGAGAAGGCUACAGCACCUGACCACCAUGGUCAGCCACCCGGACCUGGUCCUACCUGGAGUCGGGGAAAGGGCCUCCCAGGGCUCCAGGGAAGACUUGCAUACCCGGAAUGCUGUUGGGAAAACUGACAUCGGCAAUUCCUUGGUCCUCACAGCUACCCAGCCAGGCAGCAGAGACACAGACAAUAGUAAGACUAAUCAUAGUGUGGAGAAGAAGAGUGACUGUUGCUUCUCUGACCCACCCAGUCCAGCUUUCUCACUGGAUAGCAACAGCCCCUUUGCAAAUGGCUACCUGCACUUUGAGUCCACUUUGUUUGAUGAUGAGAAUGAUGAUGAUAAUGCAGAGGAUGAUGAGGAUAUGGCGUUGCCUCUGACAGACAAAGAGAGAAAAGUUGGAAAGUCACCUGAACCUCUUCCUGGACUUUUAAACUUGAAGGUUAAAAAUGUACCAGAGCCAGGGCUGUCUGUGGGUAAAGACUUGCAGUCCCCUGGUGUCCCCCCAUUUACAGCACAUGAUGGGUCAGACGAGGACUGGGGGAGUGACUGUAAGCCUCUCUCUCUUGGGAAUAGCCCCUCUGGGCCUGCAAUGAUGGGCAGCCCAAAGAAGAAGUCCUUACCACCUGUAAAGUUUUUAAAAGGUGAAGUUAUAUGGGCAAAGUUCAACCGAAGACCCUGGUGGCCUUGUGAGGUGACUGUUGACCCACUACAGGGAACCUAUCACAAAAUGAAAGAGCACAGUGACAGGCCUUGUCGGCUGUACCACAUCAGGACCUUUGGGCUGCCUGUGGAACUGGCCUGGGUCACAGGGAAAGCUAUACACACAUUUCAUGGAGGCUUUGAGUUCGAACAGCUUCCCUUGCUGCGCAGGAGAGGAAGGCAAAGGGACGAAGACUACAAAUACAUUAUACCCAAGAGGUUUAAUGCAUCUUGGAAAACCAGUGUGGCUGAAGCAGAAUCUGCCCUCCCAGAGCGACCCAAAAUGGAUGUCUCUAUACCUGACUCCAUAAAUACAACCCUCUAUGAUGGGUCCACAUCAGAAAAAGAGAGCAAGGCCCUUCCAACACACCCUUCCAAUCCAUCCAACUGUAUACCCCUUGCACCAAGCAACUUAACAAACGGAUCUCUGUCACCUCACAGUAAACAUUCUCCAACAAAAGUAAGCACUUCCAAGAAGCCUCAAAGCAAGAAGAAGCCAAGUAAAGCAUUUAAAGCUAAAAAUGAGUGCUUGAACACCAAAACAACAUUUGACAGCACUGACAAGCCAGAGGGGGACAUAAAAGAAUGUCCGUAUUCAGACCUUGACUCUAUCCCCAAUAUUUUGUGUCCUAAAGCACUUGAGCGUCAAUCCAAGCAUGCUCAGACUCAGCCCUCAGUUCCAUUAGUAAAAGAGGUGAAGAAACAGCCAGAAGGACACAGUCGCCUGUGGUUCAGCAAACCAGGAAAAGACAGGCGUCUCAACACUACCACCUCCUUAUCUAACCACAGUGCCUUCAGCAAGGGUCCCUGCAAGAAAAAGACUCAAACUGCAGCUACUGUCAACAGAAAGACUCAAGCGUCUAGUGCGGCCAUCAAGGGAUGCUCUAUUGAUCAGUUGAAGACUCCAGUGUCCAGCGUAAUAGUAAAAGAACACCCUGCUGAUCAGUUGAAGACUCCAGUGUCCAGCGUAAUAGUAAAAGAACACCCUGCUGAUCAGUUGAAGACUCCAGUGUCCAGCAUAAUAGUAAAAGAACACCCUGCUGAUCAGUUGAAGACUCCAGUGUCCAGUGUAAUAGUAAAAGAACACCCUGAUGAUCAGUUGAAGACUCCAGUGUCCAAUGCAACAUUCAAAGAUAUUACUGGUGAUCAGUCGAAGACUCCAGGCUAUAGUGUAACAGUCAAAGAACGUCCUGUUGAUCAAUUGAAGCCUCCAGUCUCAAGUGUGCCCAAGCCUCCUGAUGAGUCGAAGGCCCUGGGCAAGCAGCCUGCACAUCUGCCUGCUAGCAACCGCCUGAUGACCAGAGCUCUUAAAGCUAUGGAGUUAGCAGUGCGGAAACAGAAUCUGUUCUCCAGUCCAAAGCCUGGCUGUUUCCUUCCUAUCAACAAGACAGAGGAGGAGGUGUCAUCUUCCACAAACACUCCUUCUGAUAAACCAGAGACCAAAACAGACUGUUAUACAGAGGAAAAACCUUUAAAGGUUGACAACGAUAAUCAGAUCACUGGUUUACCAAAUUGGUCCUCCUCAAAGUUCACCAGGUCAAAGGACUUUGAAGCAGAGGUUAAGACUGAAGAUGAGGGGUUCUUGAUAUCCCAGAUGCCUGUGGACUUUAUACCUCUGACAUCUGGGAAGGCAAAGAAAAAUAACUGUGUGUCUGACAUGUCGUCCUGUUCCUCGCCAUGCUUCUCUCCCAUGGACGCCUUCAAAGACAUUAAAGAGUUAUCUUUCAAGUCCCUGGAAUCAAGUGAGGGUGAUGGGAAACCUGUGUCUUUUAAACCAGACACUAACUACAAGUUCAGUACUUUCCUCAUGCUGCUGAAGGACAUGCACGAUACCAGGGAGAAAGAUGGAACUCCCUUGGAGCUGGAAAUCGGACCACCUAGUGCUCAUGUAAAAGAGGAGCCUUCCAUGAUUCCACCCUUACUGGGAGAGGAGUCACUCGGUCAAGGCCCGUGUCUCGGUAAAAGUAAACAAGGCAAGAGCAAAACCAAGGCCAAGCUCAAACCCAAGUCUUCUCUGAAGGUAGAAAUGCCACAACUUGAAGGCAGCACAAACCAGGUCAUGAAAAGGCUAUCCAAAAACAGAGGCUCAUCUGAGACUAAAAAGAAACCGAAUGGAAAAGUGCCUUUUGGUAAGAGGUCUCCUGGACCUGGCUACCUUGGGAUGGAAGCCUUGCACCACCUUCCGAGCAAUUCUUGGGAGAAGUUUGACCAGGAUUUAGAGACAUUAGGGGGGGUGGGGGAGGGCUGCAGUAGGCUAACGAAUGAGAGACUACAGAACAUGGUGCCUUUGGAGCAGGGUGGUGCAGAACCAUCAGUGUCCUUUCAGCCAAAGAUAGUGUUGGGCCAGCAGACUAUCGCCGCCACAAUUUCUGCAAACACUACACAAAGUACUGGGGAAGGCCAGGAGGCUCCCACAGCACAUAAACGAAUUCGAAAACCAAGCAAAAGACUCAUAGAAUGGACAGAAGAGUACAGUCAGAUAAUCUGCGCAAGGAAGAAACAGAAAAAGCCCCUCCAGCCUUUGGGAAAGGUGGCACAUUCCAACAGCAACAAACCAGAUCCCCUACCAUCAGGGAAAACCACACAUGACCACGCCCUUCUGAACCCACUUCCUGAAAUACAAACUCUGCCCCCAGACGAACCAUCCAAGACCCCCACUGGACAAGCCCCUCCCCCACUAGAGAAUACUCCCCCUCAGCAUGCACCUAUCCUGUCCAUAGAUACUCUAACCCCACCUCCUGAAGGAGACUCUUCGCUGCUGAGUGACGGUCUGACAAAGAAUGUUGGUGACGUUCCUUACUUGGAAACAAUCCGUAAGAGACAGAGGAAACCAACACCGAAGAUUAUGGAGACUGCCACAAUUCCAAAGAAGAGGGUCAAGUCCCUGAAGACCAUCUUAUCAAGUCAUCCUCUUCCUUCAGGCUCUGGACAACUCUUUUCUAAAUCAAAGAUCAAGCAACCUACCACAGCUACCCCUGCACCCUCCACAUUUACACCCUGCACCCCUGCACCCUGCCCCCUGACCCAGAGCAGCCUGGAGAAGGGGCCAGACUGUGACGUCACCAAGCCCCCCAGUGAGGAAACUGAUCUUCAUGACGAUGGGAGGGAUACCCUAGACCCAGAGGGUUUUACAUCCAGUUUGGAUGACAGCUUUUCAUCCAUGAGGGAGGAGUCUUCACUGUGCGAUGGCCCACUCUCCCCCAAUAAGAAGAUCAUAGGGGACAGAGGGGGCGCUGCCUCAUUGAAAGAGAAUGUGUGUCAGGUGUGUGAGAAGACUGGGGAGCUGCUGCUAUGUGAGGGCCAGUGUUGUGGGGCCUUCCACCUCCAGUGUAUCGGCCUCACAGACCCUCCUAUAGGGAAGUUCGUCUGCCAGGAGUGCAAGUCUGGUGUCCACACCUGUUUUGCGUGUAAGAAGCCCGGGGAGGACGUGAUGCGCUGUAUGAUCCCAGUGUGUGGGAAGUUCUACCAUGGAGAGUGUAUAGCCAACCACGCUCCCGCUGCCCCCCUGCACCGGGGUCUCCGCUGCUCUCUCCACGCCUGUCUGUCCUGCUUCAUAACCAACCCUGUCAACCCCUCCGUCUCCAAAGGUCGUCUGACACGCUGUGUGCGCUGCCCUGUGGCGUACCAUGCCAAUGACUACUGCAUGGCAGCGGGCAGUGUGGUCCUGGCCAACAACAGCUUCCUGUGUCCCAACCACUUCACUCCCCGCAGGGGCUUCCGCAACCAUGAACACGUCAAUGUCAGCUGGUGCUUUGUCUGCUCCGAAGGGGGCAGUCUGCUGUGCUGUGAGUCGUGUCCUGCUGCCUUCCACCAGGAGUGUCUGAACAUCGACAUGCCCGAGGGCAGUUGGUUCUGCAACGACUGCCUGGCCGGGAAGAAGCCCCACUAUAAGGACAUCCUGUGGGUCAAAGUGGGCCGAUACAGGUGGUGGCCUGCGGAGGUCAGCCAUCCCAAGAACAUUCCGGAGAACAUCCUACGUAUGAGGCACAAUGUAGGAGAGUUCCCUGUGCACUUCUUUGGCUCCAACGACUACCUGUGGACCUACCAGGCCCGAGUCUUCCCCUACAUGGACGUAGACACCAACAACAAGGAGAAGAUGGGGAAGGGUGUAGACGCCAUCUACAAGAAAGCUUUGGAGGAAGCUGCUAGCAGGUUUUUGAAACUGCAGGCAGAGAAAGAACUGAGACAGCUUCAGGAGGACAGGAGGAACGACAAGAAACCCCCACCAUACAGACACAUCAAGGUGAAUAGGCUAAUCGGGAAGGUGCAGUUCAUUACGGCCGACCUAUCAGAGAUCCCGCGCUGUAACUGCAAGGCAUCGGACGAGAACCCUUGUGGCAUUGACUCUGAGUGUAUCAACCGCAUGCUGAUGUAUGAGUGCCACCCCCAAGUGUGCCCAGCAGGGGAGGGCUGUCUUAACCAGGCCUUCACCAAGCGCCAGUACAGCCAGGUGGAGAUCUUCAGGACGCUGGCACGAGGCUGGGGCCUCCGCUGUGCCCACGACAUCAAGAAGGGGGAGUUUGUGAAUGAGUAUGUAGGAGAGGUGAUCGAUGAGGAGGAGUGUCGGGCCAGGAUCAAACACGCCCAGGAUAACGACAUCUGUAACUUCUACAUGCUGACCCUGGACAAGGAUCGGAUCAUCGACGCUGGUCCGAAGGGGAACCAGGCCCGCUUCAUGAACCACAGCUGCCAGCCCAACUGUGAGACCCAGAAGUGGACGGUGAAUGGAGAUACACGUGUGGGGCUCUUCGCUCUAAUAGACGUCCCUGCAGGCACAGAGCUGACGUUCAACUACAAUCUGGAGUGUCUGGCCAAUGGGAAGACUGUGUGUAAAUGUGGAGCUCCAAACUGCAGCGGCUUCCUAGGAGUCCGGCCAAAGAAUAACCCUCCAGCAGACGACAAGGGCCGCAAGCUGAAGAAAAAGGUCCAGGCUAAACGGAAGAACAAGAUGGAGGUGACCAAGGAGAGGGAGGACGAGUGCUUCAGUUGUGGGGACGGGGGACAGAUUGUGUCCUGUAAGAGACCAGGCUGUCCCAAGGUUUACCACGCAGACUGUCUCAACCUCACCAAGAGGCCUGCAGGUCGGUGGGAGUGCCCGUGGCACCAGUGUGACCUGUGUGGUAAGGAGGCGGCCUCUUUCUGUGAGAUGUGUCCCAGCUCUUACUGCACACUGCACCGCGACGGGAUGCUCUUCAUCUCAAAGCUGGACGGACGGCUGUCCUGCAGCGAACAUGACCCCUGUGGACCAGACCCCCUGGAGCCAGGGGAGAUCAGGGAGUACCUACCUGACACUGGGGCUCUCUCAACACGCCCGGGGACUGAUAUUGUACCCCCUCCUGCUGCUGCUGUGGCUGGUGCUGCUGCUACUACAACGGGGACAGGGGACCCCCAACCUGGCCCUGAGUCUUUCCCCCGUCUCCCCAUCUCUUGCCCCAACUCUGGCCCCUUCUCUGGCCCCAUCAGCACUCCUCUACCCAGCUCGAAGGCCCUCGAUAGCUCUCACUUAUUCCUUCCCCAAUACUCACCCAUCUCUUCCUACGGAGAUGAGAAGGAAGAAGUUGAGGAUCCUUUUGGUAAUGAAGACGGGGAUGGAGAGGGGAUUGAGGGAGAGUUGGAGGAUGGAGAGAUGGCAGGCUUAAAGUUGAAAGAUAAAGAGGAGGAGGAAGAAGAAGAGGAGGGAGAAGAAGAGGAGGGCGAGGAAGAAGAGGAGUAAAGACUAAUGUCCUUUUUCAACAACUCUGCAUCCUGGCUAAUCAUUCAUUGGGGGGCUACCUGCUUGUUCUUGAGGGUGGGACUGUGCUCAGCAUCAUGUAGAUUCACUCAUCUUUGUAUAUUAGGAUCCAUGUACAGAUGAUUUAUAGAUCUGUGAAUUUGAACACCGCCUUGUUCAGACAGACCCCUGAGAAAUAGCAGGAUGAAACAAUGUGGCCUGGAGCUGGAGGGUCGAAAUGGAGUAGGAGGGAGUUUUCCCUGGACACUGAUUUAUGGUCAAUUUUCCCCCUAAUAGUCCCAGUUAGGGUUUGUGAUAGGUAUACUGAUCCUAGAUCUGUGCCUAAGGGCACAAUGGGUAUGAUGGUAACUCUAGUCAUAUAGAUAGGUCCAUUUUAAUCUCUUCUUUGUUCGUUGUCAUAGUUGUUGGUUUGUGGUUUUAAUAACAUGUUUACAUUUCUGCACCUCCUCUUGGAGAACACGGCAACUAAUGUAUCUGAAGCUUCACCUUUAUCAAAGGGGAGACUGAAGAGAGGAGGAGCAGUACUGUCAAAGGCACAGAAAUCCCCUCGUGAGAAAGUAGCCUAUGGUGUGUUAGAUGGGCCUGUCAAGCUGGUUCUCUCUGUAGCAAUGCUCCUACAUGGCACAAAUGAGUAAUGCUGUGAAAUUAGUGCGUCAGCAAUGGAAAUUAUAAGUCAUACAAUCAGUCAUUUCAACCUUGUCAUUGGUGUACAGUUUAUAUCCAUACCUAUUUGAUGAUGAUGAAUCUAUCGUCUCUGCUGGCAUCUGCCUUACCACACCAAAUGAUACAGACACCUAGACAAUACACAUGAAAUCAAAUGGCUUAGUUAGUAAAUGUGGGUAGUACAUCAAGGUGAUAUUGAUAUUGAACAUGCCUAUAUCCUAAUCCAUGACAGCACUUUGUGUUUUCCCCUAACCCUGGCAUUGCAUUGCUCCUCUGUACUGAUAUCUGUUUGGGGUGCGUUUGGUUGUACUGUAGGUCUUUGAACACAACUGAAAUCUGAUUGAGUGGUCAACUAACGUAAAUUCAAUGUCAAAUCAACCAAAAAUGUCACCAUGUCAGGGUUUAGUUUAACAGUUGGGUGGGGGAAAAAUGAAAUUCCCUUACGUUGAUGACUUUUUCAAAACACAAUCAGUUUUCCACAUUGAUUCAACAUCAUCACAUUUAAUUUUUUGAGUUGAAUUGACUUGGAAACAACAUUGAUUCAAGCAGUUUUUGCCCAGUGGGAAGCUUCCUUACAUGGUCUAGCUUUCCCUUCAAACUAAACUGAACCUUCAAUGUGAAAGUGCCAGAGUGUACUCAGCAGUUGAGUAAGCUACUUGACGUAACCUUGACGACAGCUAGCUCACUUGUGUGUAUUACAUUCUCUAUGACAUAUUUAUAUUGACUUUUAUAACGCACAAAUGAAGAUGGGACUGACUUCUAGUAGUGACAUUGCUGUAUGUCACUUUAUAUAAUCCAUACUUUCUGUUUGCUAGGCUAUACUCCUUGCCAUUAGUUUAGCACUAAAAAGUACACUGGUCCACUCCCCUGCUAAAAUGCUUUCACUACCGUAUGUAUUUGUCUCAGCUAUGUGUUUUCUCCCUCUUGAAGCUUGUCUCUACAUCACUGUCUUUGUUGUGUCAGUUUUUUGUCUCUGCUUAUGCCUUUCCAAUUGAGUCAAUCAGUGUUGGGUUUUUGUGAAUGAAGGGAUGUGAAAUUGAUUCUAGAGGGCCAGAGAACAGAAUGAAGUGGAUUUGCCACAUUCCAGUUGUGGGAAUGUUGUGUUUCCAUUUCUGAAGCUUAUAACACACCUUUACUCCAAAUCUGCACAAUAAGCAUUAUUUUUACUGCUUAAUGUCUCCCAAUUUUGUCACUUUAGUCAUGUCGAAGUAUCUCUAGCAGCCUUUAUGUAUUAAAACUUAACUGGCUUAUUGUUAGAUGAGGCCCAUGAAAAGAUAUGUGCAAUUUCUUAUAUUUUAAUAGAAAACCAACCUGUUUUUUAAUUACUUGAAAAAUGAGUAAACCGGUUCAAAGGGUCCCUUCUUGUCCGUAUACUGUACUGUAAAGGUUGCCAUGGUGCCCCCUGCUGUUGUUCCGAUAUACAGAUACAGGCACCCACCGUCAUGGCCAUAGUAAAUAUCUAUCUGACUUGAACAUAUUUAUAGCACUAAAACGCCUACGAAUUUUAACAACACAGAUAGGUUUUAACUGAUCUGUUGGAAGAGUAUUUGUACAUUUUAGAUUGGCCUAGCCUGUCCUUCCAAAAUCUUAUAUAAUAUGUAUAUACAUUUUGUAUAUGAAAGCUAUAUAUGAUGAAUGAUAAAAAAAAAACAAGAGCUAAUAAUGAGUCUAGAGCCAGUGGAUAUCAUGCGUUCUCUGGUCUCAGCUUUGUCAUCAACCAUUCCCACAAACAGGAUCACUUCAACUUUGAUACAUAUUUGUUGUUUACGUUUGAGUUGCUGUCAACAGACGGGGUUAAUAACACUUUAUAUUGAUGUAACAGUAUCACAGUCAUCAAACAGAUAAUAGUAGGCUAUGAAAGCAUACAGUAUGAGGAGGUCGAGGGUCAUUUCUGGUCACGACGUGAGCUGGGAAUCGGAAGAGUCGGGAGAUUGAAGGCUCAACUAUCACUACAGUACCUUUGGGACUUGAUAUGAUAAUGAGCUGUAUAUCUUUUUGCUUUAAUAUUUUCAGUUUCUACAUUGUUAGUUACCCCUCCCUCCUCUUUGGAGGGUUCUUUGAUGUGGCACGAAGGAAGAGUUGGGAGGCUGUAAAAUGUUUUUAUACAUACCUACGUAUGUAACAAAGCUGGACAUUGCUUUUCUACUGCUGUUUUUGUUGUUGUUGCUGUCAUGCUUCUUAGCGUCUGACUCUCUUCCCUUCUGCCUUAUUAAGCCUUGUGUAAUUCAUCUGUUCAAAUUGUAACUGUUGAAGAGUUCAAUAAUAUCCUGCUGCCUUGUGAGGAUAUUGAAAUGUGCUGGAGUCCUUUGUACAUAAAGAAAAAAAUGUAAGUUGCAAUUA
Messenger RNA from Oncorhynchus kisutch (coho salmon), 9770 nucleotides. RefSeq names its product histone-lysine N-methyltransferase, H3 lysine-36 and H4 lysine-20 specific. The record is from RefSeq and is a predicted model, not a curated record. Bases 120 to 6749 code for a protein of 2209 amino acids. Gene Ontology annotation, molecular function: histone methyltransferase activity; protein binding. Gene Ontology annotation, cellular component: nucleus. The transcript is spliced from 23 exons. NCBI's taxonomy places the organism in Eukaryota, Metazoa, Chordata, Actinopteri, Salmoniformes, Salmonidae.